CGUACCUGAUUGCAGAGUCUACAGGUGAAGAACUGGUGAAGUUUCGAUUGGUUGGGAAUGACAUGCUGAUGUACUGUAAAAGAUUCACCAAAGGCAGCAAUUUCCAGUGGAAGUGGAUCUCUUCUGACUUACAAAGCACAGCAACAAUUAAAAUAGAAAGUAACAAAAUAAUAAGUGAGCAGAAUUUUCAAAGUCGUCUGGAAUUUUCCCCUGGCUCAGCGUUAAAACUUUUACCUGUGACUUUUGGAGAUGCUGGAAAAUAUGAAUGUCAUUUUUCUGACCAUAUUGGGAAGCCUAUACAUCUCAUUACCAUCAAAGUGACUGCAUAUCCCACAACAGAAGUUUUCCAUGGACAACCUGUGUCACUGACGUGUUCUCUGUCCUAUCCUUUACCUAAGAAUGACAUUGUGCUUGUCUGGGCCAAAACAGCUAAAAUGCGUUCAGUUCCUCUAAAGACUCAUAUUCUGAAAAAUGAAGAAACAAAUAGCAGUGUGUUAGUUGAAGGUGACAGUAUAGAGAACAUGAACUGGACAUGUAUCGUUUUUCAUGAAGGGACUUUGGUGGCUUUCAUACCAGUUGAAGUACAGUAUAAGCACAAUGCAUAUGAAUAUACUACGGUGAUUUAUAAAACAUCACUAAAUCCAACCACAGAUGAAGAGGAAACAGAGGAGAGUAGCAAAUUGAACAUGUUAUAUUUUGUCAGAAGUAUUUGUUUGGUACCGGCCUUUGUUGCAAGUGUUCUAAUUCUAUGUAGAACAGUUAAACGAAAAUAUACAGAUGUUCCCGGUGCUUAACUGUAUUUUGUUGAAAGCAGAGCAAAAGACCCAGAACUGCAGUUAUGUCAUUAAAAGAAAGUGGCAAUCUGCUGUCUUUAUUACAUUGUUAUGAUAUGUGGAUGCCUCUGUAUUAUAUAUGUUUAUGACUACUUCAAAUUAAACCAUUUUAUGCACUGUAUUAGACUGAAGGAUAAAACCUUAUGCAUGUCAAAUUAACUACAUGCUGCUUUACCUUUGCAACAGAGACUCCGCCCAAAACAGAUUUCUUUAUCUUGAGCAGAGAUAGAUAACCUACUUUUCCCUUAAAUGAUGGUUAAUCACUUGUCUACAGGGUCCUUACAUCCCCUUCCUGCCCAAGUCAUUUGUUUUAGCUUUCAGCGC
Molecule: messenger RNA, 1157 nt
Organism: Rana temporaria (common frog)
Lineage: Eukaryota; Metazoa; Chordata; Amphibia; Anura; Ranidae
Exons: 4
Coding region: 63-794 (243 amino acids)
Source: RefSeq, a predicted model, not a curated record